Effrenium voratum is the source of this 4264-nucleotide messenger RNA. The record is from the annotation of a GenBank genome assembly. NCBI's taxonomy places the organism in Eukaryota, Dinophyceae, Suessiales, Symbiodiniaceae.
GAGAAGGAAACCGUCUCGCGCACGCCACGUGGCAUCGGCCAUGGGAGAUGACGGGCAAGCGGAGGCCGUCCAAAGGCAUGUCGUGCCCCUUGCCGCGCACCUUUGCACUGCUGGGCCUGUGCGUGUUUUGGGGCUGCGCUUGGCUGGUGAUGCAAUGGAAGACGUUGCAGUUCAGCCCAGCGCGGCCUCCGUCUCCAGAUGCCGAGGAUGUGCCGGGCCCGGUUCCAGAGAAGGCUGUGAAGCCCCCGAAGUCCAUCAAGACGAAUCCGAGCCGUGGCCAUCCGAGCCGUGGCCAUCAGGUCCAUCCAGGCGCCCACAAGAGCCAAGUCGCAAGCUGCCCGCAGCGGCCACGCCGCAAGGAGAAGUGGGGAGAAGUUGUCAAGGAGGACAUGAAGAUCAUCAAGUCCUCCGCCACCGCCGUGCAGAGUUGCCACCGCCUGGGCGACGCCUUGGUCUACGAGCUCCGCUUCCUGGAGGCACACAAGAAGGAAGGCUUUGCCUACGAGCUGCUUCUGCCAGACUACGUUGUUGCCGACGAGGCAGGUGCGGGCCUUGAGCGGCGCUCCACGCUGCAGCUGCUCGCUGCUACUGGCAAGGGUCUGCAGCCCUUGGGCCCUGCGCACAGCUCCCAGGAGCAAGUCGCCAAAGGCGAUGGCUCCUUCGGACAUUGGCGCGAGCCCAUGGAGCGCGGCUUUGAGCACACGGCCAGCCGCUUGCGCUUCUCAACUCCUGGGAAUGUGCCUUUGAAGGAGCUGACUCGACUAGUGGCGGUGGUUUUCCCCAUGGUUCCCGCGAUGGGCUUCGUGGAAGUCGUGCAUAAGCCUGACAAGAAGGCCAAAGACUACGAUCCCACGAAGAGGCGGCGCCGAAAGGAGUUGCACCGCGAGCUCUUCUUCGAGGCCUUCCCCCGGGUCGGCGCCCAGCCCCACCUCGCGGACAGGCCAGAGGAGACGAAGCCUGGGGUGAGCUAUUUGUGGCGCACCAGCCACCACGACGAAUUUCAUCUUGAGCUGAAGCCAAACGAGGUCUACGAGAAGCGCAUGCCCUACGCCUUCGCGGAGUACUUCGGUAGUUUCGAACACAGCGGGGCAGUGCUGUUUCCACCUCCUCCAACCUAUCAGUACUACGAGAACAAGGUCGCGCUGACCCAUCUCUUCCAGAAAUCCAAUGUCUUGAUGCCCGAGACUUGGGUGUUCAGCAGCCUGGCGGACGCCAUGGCGCACAGGGACCAAGUCCGCCUGCCCGUGGUAUUGAAGGAUCCGUAUGGCUACUCCAGCAUUGGUUUGCUUCAAGCAGAGACCAUCGGGGAGUUGAUGGAAGCCUUCAAUACCUUCUUCGCCAAGGCGAAGGUGGGGGUGGAGGUGCUGGUGCAGCGCAAGGUGAAGGCACUCAAGGAGGCCCGGGUGACUUAUGUGGACGGUCGGCCCUUCCACGGUUAUUGGCGGAUCCGCCAGAGCCUGAAGAGCGCCUCAGCCGCCAGCACUCGCGGGGGCUUCCAGGACUUCAACUUCCCCCUGGAGCCAUUGUCCGACUUUGUCGCCAGCUUCGCUCAGAGGACUGGCAUCCCCGUCGGAGGUGUGGACCUCAUCUGGAAGGACAGUCCGGACGUCCAAGCAGAGCCCUACACUCUGGAGGUAUCUCCCACGAGCGACAUCAACCCGCCGAGCCCGCCGGAUUGGAAGGAAGGAUAUGCCGAGUUCAAGCACACCAAGGGCUUUCGCCACGCGUACCUUGGCAUCCGUCGGAAGUGGGCGGAGGCUAUGACGCUGGCAGUGGCUUGGCACCGGCGAAGCAAGGGCCAUCUCUUCGUGGGCUUGGACGCACUGCUGGAAAAUGGGCAGGUUGUGGAUGGCGUUGUGGAUGCAUUGUCCGAGAUUCAGAGGAGCUUCUUUCUGCGCCUCCUGGCUGUGCCUGAGAACCAGGAUCCGCUGAACACCACUCUGGGGCUUCUCCACUCCCUCGCAAUCCCCUUUGACGAAGUGAUUCUGCUACGGGACGUCAAUCACAGGAUUUGGCACCUGGGCCCGGACACUCUGCUGCUGGAUCGCCUGGAAGCCUCUGAAGAACGUCGCUUGCAGGAGCUCAAGUUGCCCUGCCUGAACCUAGCCGACCUCACCUGGAGCCAGGUGCCACAGCUUGCCCUGGCGGCCUUUAAGAGGACCUCGAGAUCGCGCCAGCCACCUCGCAGGCCCACUUCCUCAGAAGGAGAAGCGCCUACGCUGAAGCCUGCGCCAGGGCCUGCAAAGCCGCCGGUCGCGCCCACUUCCGCAGAAGGAGAAGCGCCUACGCUGAAGCCUGCGCCAGGGCCUGCAAAGCCGCCGGUCGCGCCCAUGCAGGAGCCACGCAAUGCCAAGAGGAUGUGCCCCUUGCCUGCAGUUGGCCGAGACAACUGGCGACAGGUUCCCGCAAAAGACUUGGACGUGAUCAGGGAGAAGUGGGAGGCCUCUGUGAAGAGCUGCGAGCGUCGCGGCGAGGCGCUGGUCUUCUUUCUGAACCUCGCAAAGGCGAACAAGGUCGCUGGCCAUGCCUACGAGAUGCCCUUCCCCCACUAUAUCGUGGCCGACGAAAUUGGCUGGCGCCCGAAGCGGUCGACGCUGCAGCUCUUCACAGUGGACAGCUCCGGGCACUUCCAUCCCUUGGGCCCGGCCCACAGUGCCCACUCCUUCAUUGCAGAGCAUGGAGAUGGGGCCUACAGCCACUGGCGCCCAGGCAUCACCAACAGCACCUAUGGGAAGGCCAUGCUCCUGUUUUCCACGCCCCGGAACGUGGCCAUCAAGAAGCUGAGCCUGGCAGCAGUGGUCUAUCCCAUGCUCCCGCCCAUGGGUUGGAUCGAGUUCAACCAAGGUAAGAAGGUCAACCACGAGGAGCUUUUCCGAGAGAUGUUCUUGCAGAGCUUUGCCGCUGCUGGCGUGUCCAGGCCCCACCUCAUCGAGCAGGCAGAUGAGGCGAUUCCUGGCACAAGGUAUUUGUGGCGGGUGGGUGGGAACUCCGAGUUCCAACUCCCUCUGGCAGAUGGGGAGCUCUACGAGAAGAGGCUGCCAUAUCAGAUUGCCGAGUGGUAUGCAGAAUUCGAGAGGAAAGGCGGAAUCCUGUACCCACCUCCUCACACGUACAUCUACUACCAGAACAAGGUGGGUUUGGCCAGGCUGUUCAAUGAGCGCAAGGUCAAGAUUCCACCCACCUGGGUCUUCGAGAGCCUCUCCGAAGCGGAAGCCGAGCUUGAAAACAUCAAGUUCCCGGUGGUCAUCAAGGAUCCUUACGGCUUCUCCAGCAUGCACUUGCUGCAAGCGGCAGACAAGGAAGAGUUCCUGCAGAACUGCCAGCUCUACUUCGAGAAGGCACUGCCUGGAGUGGAGGCCAUUGUCCAGUCCAAGGUGGUGGCGAUGCGAGAGGCACGGGUGACCUAUAUCGAGGGUCGGCCCUUCCACGGCUACUGGCGGAUCAGGCAGAGCUUGAAGUCUGCCUCGGCAGCGAGCAACCUGGGCGGCUACCAAGACUUCGAUUUCCCCCUGUCGGAGAUUGCCCCCUACGUCGCGGAGUUCGCCAACCUGACUGGCAUACCUGUGGGAGGCGUCGACUUUAUAUGGGAGGAGGAGAAGGCGAAUGUUACAGUGGUGCCCUACACGCUUGAGGUCUCGCCUACGAGCGACAUCAAUCCGCCAGCACCGACCUCCUGGACAAAGACCUACUCAGAGUUCAAGCACACAAAAGGCUAUCGCCGAGCGUACUUGGAUGUGAGGAGGUCCUGGACCGACUUGAUGACCUUGGCGGUCAUUGACAAGUACCGCCAAGAGCGCAAAAACCUCUUCGUGGACAUCGACAACGUCGUUGCCAAGUCUAUGGAGCGAGUGAGGCGCUGGAAAGGAAGCAAGAAGGCCUAUCUAGCUUCGGAGGUGAUGCAGGAUGAGGUGGUGGAAGGUGCCGUCGAAGCGCUGCGGAGGCUGCAGGCGCGGUACUUCAUCCGCUUCUUGACCGCCAGAGGCUCUUACGAGGACCCCUUCAACGUCACCCAGACCUGGCUGGAUUCAAAGGGCUUUGAGUACGAUGAGCUGAUCGUAGUCCAUGGACCUGAGUCCAAGGUGGCACACCUCACAUCAGAGACAAUCCUGGUGGACGACUUCACCACGAGCCAUGAGAAGGAGGAGCCAGCCACCAAUCAGAAGUUCAUGGAUCAGCUAUCUGCAGCCGGCUUGCCUUUCGUGAAGUUCCCGCUGGGCGGGCGAUGGGAUGACAUCAUGGAGAAGUUGCUUCCAUCCGGAUGACC